Cladophialophora carrionii CBS 160.54 is the source of this 1734-nucleotide messenger RNA. RefSeq lists its product as uncharacterized. The transcript has a single exon. Gene Ontology annotation, biological process: peptidyl-L-cysteine S-palmitoylation; protein targeting to membrane. The record is from RefSeq and is a predicted model, not a curated record. Gene Ontology annotation, cellular component: endoplasmic reticulum; Golgi apparatus. NCBI's taxonomy places the organism in Eukaryota, Fungi, Ascomycota, Eurotiomycetes, Chaetothyriales, Herpotrichiellaceae. The coding region runs from base 1 to 1734 and encodes 577 amino acids. Gene Ontology annotation, molecular function: protein-cysteine S-palmitoyltransferase activity.
AUGCCCAGCUACUCAACUCCCUCCUCCUCGCCUCCUCCGACUCCCGGCCGCCGGCGACGACAGUCAUGCGCCCAAAGAUGCGAGCGUGGCUGUUGCACGGUAGCCACGUACUUCCCGCUUGCAUUUGUCUACAGCAUCACAACCUGGGCCGUGUGGGUGGUGGCGUCCAUAGGCUUCGGUAGCCACCGGUCAAAACAUGUGUGGUGGCUCAUACAGGCCAUCUCGCUUCUGGGGGUCACACUCUACUGUCUGGCCAACUGGUCAUACACGGUCGCGGCGUUUACCGAUCCAGGCUCGCCGCUGAAACCGCCGGCAGAGGCCUCAUCGAAAGGACGCGGUCGAUACUCGGUGCUCCCAACGCACGAACCGGCCGCCGACCCCAGCCAGUAUCAGGCCGUGACCGUCUCCUCGACGGGGGCACCCCGUUUCUGCAAGAAGUGCCAUGUGUCCAAACCGGACCGGACACACCACUGCUCGACAUGCAAGAGAUGCGUGCUGAAGAUGGACCAUCAUUGUCCCUGGCUCUCCACCUGUCUGGGGCUCCACAACUACAAGGCCUUUGUGCUCUUCUUGAUAUACACGUCACUGUUCUGUUGGGUAUGUUUUGCCAACGCGGCGUGGUGGAUGUGGAAGGAACUGUUUGAGCAGAGCGGCUACUUGGACGAGAUCGCGCCCGUCAACAUCAUCCUGCUGUCCGUCAUUGCCGGCAUCAUCGGGCUGGUCUUGACGGCCUUUACCGGAUGGCACAUCUACCUCUGCUGGAAAGGGCAGACGACGAUCGAAAAGCUGGAGAAGACGCGAUACCUCAGCGGCGUCAGAGCGCAGGUCGAACGAAAUCGCCAGGACCAGCAAUUGAACCAUCGCCGAGAGGGCUCCGAGGGGGUUGCUGGGCGAUUGCAGCGCGCGGGCGAGCAAUUCCUCGAAUGGAAUGCCAAUGCCGUUCCAGGUGCGUCGCGUUAUGAGGAAGGCGAAGAACAUACCUCGCCAGUUCCGAGCGUGUAUGACUCCAACAGCCGCCAUUUCCCCCGGCCACAACAUCCCGACCCGUCUGGCGACACGCCCGCCCUCCGCGCCCUACGGAGAACAUACUCCCACUUGGAAGCCGAGCGCGAGCGCGACCGUUACGCGGAGUACCUUGACGACAAAGACUCCGAGGACAUGCCUAAUGCGUUUGACCUGGGCUGGCGUCGGAAUCUCAACCAUCUCUUCGGCCCCAAUCCGCUGCUCUGGGCCCUGCCUAUCUGCAACACCACAGGCGAUGGCUGGCGUUGGGAGGUGAGUCCCAAGUGGAUGGCGGCGCAGGAGGAGAUUGCGAAGAGGAAAGACCGCCGGUUGGCCGCCAUGAUGGACCAGGGUCGAAAUGAGAGCGCGAAUGGCCAUGCCGGCUACGAGCAGGACAGAGAUCGGAGGUCGCAAUACCAAUACGGCUAUGACGGACAAGAAGAGACCCAGCACCAGCAUCAGCAGCACCAACCGGGUUCUCACGCCGACGUAUACUCCCGCAGCGCUGUGUCCAUGAAACACCUUCCCCCACAUGGUUUGGGAUCUACAUCCUCAUCAGAUCGGAGCAGAAGACGGCAGAGACGCGACUUUGACCGCGCCGAGCCGUUUGAAGUUAGUAGCAGUGAGAAUGACGAUGACGAUGACGAAGACGACGACACAGAUUCCGAUGUUGGAUAUAAUGACAAUGACGCGGAACGGGGCUGGGCCAGGCGAAAUCGUGCACUCCGAUGA